Messenger RNA from Vitrella brassicaformis, 2989 nucleotides. The record is from the annotation of a GenBank genome assembly. NCBI's taxonomy places the organism in Eukaryota, Vitrellaceae.
UUACCCUUGGGCGAACUCCGCCUCGCCGCCUUGGGCGACUCCGGGGCUGGGGCUGGGGGGGGUUGGGGGGCUGGUGCUGGAGGAGGCGGUGCUUGUGGCGGCGGUGGUGGUGGGGAUGGCCUGCGGGAUUUGGGUGGCGGCUUCUUCGGAGGGGGCUUGGCCGGGGCUCUGUAUGUAUGUUGUGUGUAACGAGACACGAGACACGGUGGAUGGCUAUUCGCUUCUGACGUAACUUCCGACGCGACUGCUCACUUCUUUGGGCUGUGCCCCUUUGUUCUUGGCGACCAGGUCAAGAAGUCCGAACAUUUUGGGUUUCUCGACGUUGGAGGUGCGGAUGAGAAAGGCCGCCGCGGGCAGCACGGCCUCGCUGAUGGAUGUAUAUCGAGAGAGACGGACGGAUGGAAAGCCAUGCACAGCACACACAUGAAUCGACUGAUGGCUGUUGAUGGCCAGGCCUCUCAUUCUUGGUACUUAUUUAAUUACCUGGGUAUGGCUGUUAAGGUCACAUAGAUGAUGCCUAUGGAUGGAUGGAUGGAUGGAGGCGUACAGGCCCACGGUGAGAGGGCGUAGAGUGCACGUCUUACUUACCGUCUUGUUUCUCCGUCCCUGGGACCAUUAUCGGCCUGCAAUUAAAUUGCACACACACGCACAAGUCAUGUCUCUCUCUCUGUGCAGUGCAGCAUGGUCUGUCUGUCGCCCACCCCACCAGGCGUUGUUGGCCUCGCUGGUCUGUGGGUCCAGGAAGCUCUUCUUGGCCGUGCCCAGGUACACCCACCUUCUCGAAUCCUGCACCCACACCACCCAUCGCGUCAGUCAGUCAGUCAGUCUUUGUUUGUUUGUUGUGCAGGAGCGUUGCACAUACGUUGGCUCCUUUGGUGUCGUAGACGUCGGCGUGGUAGUGCGGCAUGACCCUCGGCACCUUGGGGGGCAGCUUCCUGAUCGACACGCUCUGCUCGAUGGUCGCCGAGUAUAUCGUCUUGUACACCUUCUUGGGCUGACAGAAACACACACAGACACAGACGUAGAGGGCAGGGCGUGGUUGGCAGAGGAGAGCUUACCACUUCCUUACCUGCACCGGGUUUGUCCGUCUUGACGAGUCGUCGCGCAUGGCUUCCCUGUUUUCGUGGUCAUAUCUGUAAUAUAAUCCAUGCCAUGGGGGGGAGAGGGGAGAUAUCUAUCGUGUGUCUUGACGCGCUCUCUUUGCCACCCUCCGCCCCGCACACAAACGAACUACCUCACCUGCACACGCACACGAGUGUGACAUCGGGCUUGUACAUGGCACUGUGGAUCGUCCACUGCAUGACAGGACACAACCGCACAACGACCGAAUCGAGAGACAGACACACGCAUUGCAUUGCAUAUCCGGCUUGCCUUCCAUUGCGCUUGCUCGGCUCACCUGUAUUCCCUCCAGCGUUGCCUUCCGCCUCAACGCCUCAAGCAUCUGUGUCCUUGCGGGUGGCUUGGCGGCCGGCGGCGGCGGCGUGGGCCCUGACGCACACACGCACACACAACACAAACCAUUUGCGCCUUAGCAGGUAGGUCGAUUGGUCUGUCUCGCCCUCACGUACGUAUGGCUCCCUCGCUAAUCUGCACUGCCUCCGUCUGUACGGCCUCGUCGGAUUUCUCUGGGGGCGGCGAGGGCAGCAGCAGCCGAGGAGACACCUGGUUGAGGUCGAUGAACGGCCACGGCCGAUCGUCCGUCUGAGUCACCUUGCGACGACUGCAUUACACCACACACAGCCCAAGAUGCCGCAUCCGGCUCGACGCACUUUAAGAAUGUUGGUCUGUGUCUCUUCUGCUGACUCGACGCCGAGGCUGUCCCAGUCGUCUCGCGAUGUCUGUGUGGCCCUGCACUUGGUGGGCCGCCGGCGUCGCUGCAGCGGGUGAGCCCAGCGGUCCUCGGGGGCCCUGUGCUGAUCCAGGUACCGCACCUCCAGCAGCAUCUCUUGCAAAUCUGAUGGAGAAAGGGACGCCAGAAGGGAAGACUAGCGAUGGAAGGAAGCAGGGGGGAUCUGGCCAGAGGGUAGCUAGCGACCUUGUAGCCUUGGGUCGAGGGCUCUGAUGGGCUCAACGUAGGCCACCAUGGCGUUGAGGGCGUCACGGGGGCUCAGGUCGCUGAACGUCAGGUGACCCAAGACACCUGCGGUGCGGACCAACACCUGCGGCUGUAGGUAGGAUGGAACGGCUUUACUCCGAUUCACUUACCGACGAUGGAUUGAAUCAUGGCUUCGAGUUGCGAGAUGAGGACGCCCACUUUGUUGCUGAUCUCCUGGAUCAGCCGCAGCUCACCCACCCUCAUCCCACAGGCGCACGACUCUACACCCCCACACCCCCCACACACAAGCGGCAGAGAGUCAAGCAGGAAUCGCACGAGCCCCUGUGCCUGCCUGCCUGCCUGCCGACCGACCUUUCUUCAGGUCGCUGAGGUUGGCCGCUUGUAAUGAUGCAUUGCGUUGUUGCAAGUGGAUGGAUGACAUACAUACACACAUUGAUUGUCUAUAGUUGUGUGUCCAGGUGUGCAUCUGUAUCUGCCAGCUCACGAUUCUAUCUCUUGCGGUCCCUCUCGGCGGUGCCCCAGGAGUGCCGGCGGCCCUCUCCCUCUCUUUCUUGUGCUCAUGGGGGUGGGGCACUGGCGCGUCAGGCCGCCAUGCCGAAAAGGGAGACGACCUCUCUGACAACAUGAAGCAUCAAUGGAGGCCUCCCAUGCCAUCUGCAUUGCGCGUGUGUGUCUACAGAGGAGCUUACAUACUUGUGUGGAACUCAUUUGGUCGGCCAUCACUCUGUCCCGGGCGGAGCAGGUGGGUCCGACCGCGAGGCGUGCCGUCAUCGCCGCCUCUGACAGGCGCCGAACUCACCCUGAACACACACAUGAAUGCGCCAACAUACUCACAGCUUGAGUCAGAAGAGUAAGAAACGCAGCUUGCCUGUGAGCCGCGGAGGAUGGCUGGGGCUCGCGGGGAUAGUAUGACGGGCCGCGGUCGCCGCGCAU